This is a messenger RNA of Periophthalmus magnuspinnatus, 1702 nucleotides long. Its product is annotated as 5'-3' exonuclease PLD4. The transcript is spliced from 11 exons. The record is from RefSeq and is a predicted model, not a curated record. The coding region runs from base 110 to 1552 and encodes 480 amino acids. Gene Ontology annotation, molecular function: catalytic activity. NCBI's taxonomy places the organism in Eukaryota, Metazoa, Chordata, Actinopteri, Gobiiformes, Gobiidae.
CUCAACCUCUAGCAACUGUAAUAUGACUCAAAUGGUGUAUUGACCAGAAAGCUUCGCCUCACCUUUGCUUUGGAAAAUACUGUAUCUCUGUGUGGAGUACAGAAUAAAAAUGCCUGCCACACCUUAUAAACACCUCCAUGACAAGAAUAUCUCUUCAAAGAAACCGACCAGCUGUGUGGUCCUGGCUGUAGUUAUGGCCUGUCUUACUGUUCUUGGCAUCAUACUUGCCAUCGCUAUAUUGGAGAGACCAUCGUAUUCUGACAAAAAUGAUGGAGAAAAGAUACUUCCACUGGAACCUUCUAUUGACAGUUGCAGCAUGGCCCCUGUGGAGACUAUCCCUCUGUACAUGGAGUAUAAUGACAGUGCCACAUUUGGGCUCCCGACUCAAACUGUGUGGGAAGAUCUCAUUGCCAUGGCAACUAAACAAGUGGAUGUAGUGUCCUUCUACUGGACUUUGACUGGCCCUGAUAUCAAUGUGAACUCCUCUUCUGCAAUUCCUGGGAGUCACAUUCUGACAGGACUUGGAUCUCUGCCUACAAGAAAUGUUUCUGUCCGAGUGUUGAUAAGUAAUCCAACGGUGCUUACAAACUCCACAGAUUUGAAGGACCUCCAACAAAAAGGAGUCCAAGUGAGGGAGGUGGAGUUUGGACGUCUCACACAUGGUGUUCUCCACACUAAGUUCUGGAUUGUUGACAGAAAACAUCUCUUUCUUGGGAGUCCCAACAUGGACUGGAGAGCUCUCACACAGGUGAAGGAACUAGGAGUGGUUCUCCACAACUGCUCAACCUUAGCCAUAGAUCUAGAGAAGAUUUUCAACUCCUAUUGGGAGAUGGGAUUUCCAAAUAGCACCUUACCUGACCCCUGGCCCUCAAAGUAUGACACAAACAUUACCAAAUCACACCCUCUGCUGGUGGAAAAAGAUAAUAUAACCAGUCAGAUGUACAUAUCCGGUUCGCCGCCUCUCUUCUGCCCCCAGUCCAGGACUCCAGACAUAGAUGCUAUUUUGACCACUAUCUCUGAGGCUCAGCAUUAUGUUGAUGUAGCUGUCAUGGAGUACCUCCCAAUGAUGCAGUUUGAAAAGCCCCAGACAUACUGGUCAGUCCUUGAUGAUGCCAUCAGAGCUGCAGCUUUUGAUAGAAAAGUAAAGAUUCGGAUGCUGGUCAGCUGUGGAAGAGACUCCAAUCCAAGUGUCUUGUCCUUCCUUCAGUCUCUAGCUGCACUUGACAACCAUAUAUCACACAUGAGCAUCAAAAUAAAACUUUUCAUCGUGCCUGUUGGAAACCAAACUGAUAUACCAUAUUCAAGAGUGAACCACAACAAAUAUAUGGUGACUGAUAAAGCAGCUUAUAUUGGCACUUCCAACUGGUCUGGGGAUUACUUUACCACCACAGGUGGAGUGGGUCUAGUGAUUUCCCAGCAUGCUCCUCACUUGAUAUGGAAGAAGUCUCUUCAGAGCCAGCUCAGGGCGGUCUUUGAACGAGACUGGAACUCACAUUUUGCAAUAUACUUAGAUGAACUUGGUCACCAUCCUGACUGUGCACUAGGAACAUAAAAUACUACUCUAAUUUGUUCAACAUGUUGAUAAUGAUUUCUGUUUUGAAACGCAAAAUGUUUUGUUGAUUGAGUUCAAGUCGACACAAUUAUGUAGAUGAUUUUUAAAUAAAUAUUUUUUAAUGUAUAUAAUAAAUUUGAAGUAAGGUGA